CCUUACGGUGAACGGGGCUGCGCGUUUUCUGCGCAAAAAAAUCAAUAAGAGGAUGUAUUUACGCAUUCUGGAAGGAUUGCUCUGAACAGCUGAGUUGCAUAGAAACUAAUAAUAACAAACAGCACACGUAGUUUAUGUUGUGUAACGGUGUCAUAUUGGGUAGAUGUAACGCGAAGUCGUGCGGGAGUGGCGUGUUCGUGAGCGCGCAGCGGUUGCGGGGUCGCGCUGGUCGGAGGGUGCGCGCAGGUGAGCUGAACUCUUAGCACCUGGAUUGUGUCCUUCAGUGCAGGCCGUGCAAUACUAUUGGGGCCAUACUGAGCAUGGCUAGCGGUGAUUUGAGUUUGUCCACAUGAUGACCUUCUUCAUCCUGGCUGAGCAUGGCGGAGUCGGAUGGUGUGGAGUUAAAUCGAGCUCAAAGCAGCAUGGCUGACAACAAGAAUAGCGUGCUUCGUUGUACUUUCUCGGCCCCCAGCCACAGUAAUACUCUCCUGAGGGGGUUGUCUGCAUUGCGAGCUCAAGGUCAGUUGCUGGAUGUGGUUCUGGCCAUUGACAACGAGCGUUUUGAAGUUCACAAAGCUGUUUUGGCCUCCUGCAGUGACUACUUCAGAGCCAUGUUCACUGGAGGAAUGAAGGAGUCAAACCAGGACACCAUUGAGCUAAAAGGUCUAUCAGCCAGAGGACUGAAGCACAUCAUCGAUUUUGCUUACAGUUCCGAGGUCACUUUGGACCUGGACUGCAUCCAGGAUGUUCUCGGAGCAGCUGUGUUCCUGCAGAUGGUGCCUGUGGUGGAUCUUUGCGAGGAGUUCCUAAAAUCAGCCAUGAGUGUGGAGACUUGUCUGAACAUCGGCCAGAUGGCCACCACAUUCAGCCUCUCCUCCCUCAAAAAGUCUGUGGAUGCAUUUACAUUCCGUCACUUCCUUCAAAUCUCUCAGGAAGAAGACUUCCUACACAUUCCGAUGGAGCGGCUGGUGUUCUUCCUCCAGAGCAACAAGUUGAAGAACUGUAGCGAGAUCGACUUGUUCCACGCUGCGAUCCGCUGGCUGCAGCAUGACGAGUCCAGGCGAGCCGCAGCCAGCGAAGUUCUCUGCCACGUGCGCUUCCCGUUAAUGCGGUCGUCUGAACUAGUGGACAGCGUCCAGACGGUCAGCAUCAUGGUGGAGGACGUCCUGUGUCAACAGUUUCUUCUGAAAGCCUUCAAUUAUCAGAUCCUUCCGUUCCGACAGCACGACAUGCAGUCUGCCCGAACUUCCAUCCGGUCCGACAUCACGUCGCUUAUCACUUUUGGCGGCACGCCGUACACCGACAACGACCGUUCUGUUAGCGGCAAAGUUUUUUAUCUUCCUGACAUCACGGCGCGACAGUUCAAAGAGCUUACUGAAAUGGAGAUGGGGUGCAGCCAUGCGUGUGUGUCAGUUCUGGACAAUUUUGUGUACGUGGUGGGCGGGCAGCAUUUGCAGUACCGCAGCGGAGAAGGCGCAGUCGACUUAUGCUUCCGCUACGACCCCCAUCUGAACCAGUGGCUGCGGAUCCAGCCCAUGCAGGAGAGUCGCAUUCAAUUUCAGCUCAACGUGCUGCACGGGCUACUUUACGCCACAGGGGGGCGCAACCGAGCUGGCAGCAUGUCUUCUGUCGAGUGCUACUGCCCCAGGAAAAACGAAUGGAUAUAUGUGGAUUCCCUAAAGAGGAGAAUCUGGGGUCAUGCCGGCGCUACGUGCGGGGGUAAACUUUACGUCUCCGGUGGUUACGGAGUGUCCGUCGAGGAUAAGAAGACGUUGCAUUGUUAUGAUCCAGCGUCUGAUCAGUGGGAAUUCAAGUGCCCCAUGAAUGAGCCGCGAGUCCUGCACGCAAUGAUCAGCGUGAAUAACCGCAUUUAUGCCUUGGGGGGCAGAAUGGACCAUGUUGACCGCUGCUUUGACGUUCUCGCUGUAGAGUAUUAUGUUCCAGAGACCGAUCAAUGGACAACGGUCAGCCCGAUGCGUGCCGGUCAGUCAGAGGCUGGCUGCUGCUUGCUGGAUAAAAAGAUCUAUAUUGUUGGCGGAUACAACUGGCAUCUCAAUAACGUCACUAGUAUUGUGCAGGUUUAUAACACAGAGACAGAUGAGUGGGAGCGGGAUCUGCAUUUUCCAGAAUCUUUCGCAGGAAUAGCUUGUACGCCAAUUGUACUUCCGCAAACCACCACCCAGCGCUAAGAGUUUGAUCAACUCAAAGCACAAAUUCUUUUCUAUGUGUCCUAUAAGGAUAAAACGGAUAGAAUUGACUGAAAGGUUUUCCCUUGGGAUGGAAAGGGGUCAUUAUUGUAUGUCUUAUGUGCUUUUAAACAUGCAAAAGAUUUAAGGCCUGUUCAUUUUGGUGCAAUUAAAUGACACAGAAUCAUAAACGUUCUUAAUGAACUUGUUGAGAACCUGACCAUAGAUUUGGGCAUUUUUGUUGUUUGCCCUUGUGUUCUUUGUUUGUACAAUUCAUAUUCAGUAGGUACAUGUCGGAACCCCUCAUUAGGCCAAAUAGGAAAAAUGCCAUGUCUUCAUCCCGAAUAUCCAACACGAUGUCAUGACGAUUCGAAACGAUUUAAUAGGUGGCUAAUUUCUAUGAAUUCGUACUUAUGCGUACAUUUAAAGGGAUAGUUUGCCCAAAAAUGAAAAUUCUGUCAUCAUUUACUAGCCCUCUUGUCAUUUCAAACCUGUAUGACUGGUGCUUCCACAGAACACAAAAGAAGAUAUUUUGAAGAAAGUUGGUAACCAAACGGCGCCAGUACCCAUUCACUUCUAUUGUAUGAACACAAAACCAAAGCAAGUGAAUGGGUGCAGGUUAACGACAUUCUUCAAAAUAUCUUCUUUUGUGUUCUGCGGAAGAAAAAAAGUCAUACAGGUUUGAAAUGACAAGAGGGUGAGUAAAUGAUGACAGAAUAUUUGGGAAAUUUCAUGUUAGAUUUCAUAUAAAUUUAUGCAAAAUCGCCAGUUUGUAAAAUAGUUAUGUUUUCCGUGAGAUCAGGUCGGAAUGUCUUGUUUACUUGGAUGUUACCAGAGACGUUGAAAAACAGAGUUACAACACUCGCAUAGACGUCUAUUGGAAGAAUGGAAUGCAGAAGUGACUCGCGUCAUGGAGUGACCCAUAGUUCCAAACACUGCACUGAAGCCCAUUCAUUUCAGUGUCUCCCAAAUGCAUUUGCUGUACAGUUGGUGAAAUAACGAGAUCUUACUAACUGACAUGAAAGCAUAAACCAAUUGCAGGCACAAACUCUUCAACUGAAUCUAAUGUAAUUUUUCAUUAUCUUUUGAAAAAAGUUUGAUUAUUUUUAUUAAUUGUUUAGCACCUAAAAAACAAAACAUAAGCCAAAUAGCAGAGGGCCUAAGUCAACGUGACACAAUGACGCAAACUUGAUCCUGGUGAACUUGUUCUAAAACAUAAAGUAUCCAACUACUGUACAUGCUUCUUGAGAAGUUGGCUCUGAUGUCAGUGUGUACAAGUCAACAGCUGUGUGUACAGGGUAAGGUUGGCGUUAUGUGUUUGUUCUGUUGUUUUUCUUAAAAAUGUGUUUAAUGGACCUUACAGUUUGUCUUGUGUUACGUAAAAUUUGACUACACAUUCCUUCUGCUCAUGUUUUGUGGAUAAAGCCCAGUGUCUCCUGAACUGAAGUUGACCGAUUAUCCCAUGAGUUUUUAUUGAAAACACAAAUGGGUUGUUAAUAUCUCAUAUGGUGCACCUCAACCGUAUGCAUAUUUAUCAUAACCUGUAGCUAAAACACCACACACACAACAUUUAGUGGCAGCUAAUGUUAACAUGAUCAUACAAUCAUAUAUCAUAAAGUAUUAAUCAUUUAUUAUAUUAAUGACCAAGAGUUCUCCGUUAUGAUAAGCAAAAUUUGGUUGACUUUGGAUCUGUUCUCAGUUUUGUAUAUUUUUUAAAAUAAGACAGUGUAUCAGUUUGAACUGUUAAAGUGUCACAAUGAGGAUAAAAAUAGAUUACACUUUUUUUCUAUUGAAACCAUUUUUUUCUUAAGUUUUAAUACAUCAGGGAGCAUUUGUAAAAUAACACCCCAUUGUGAGAUAUAUGGUUAUGAUUUCACAAGAAACUAAAAUUUAUUUUGUUGUAGCCAUUUUGUAUCUAAUCAUUACAAAAAUGGAAAUACUAACUGGGUAAAAUAAUUGUAGCCUUUGUCUAACAAUUGUUUUUUCCACCAACUGAGCAAGCACAUUUCAUAAUGCACUUGUAACGUAAUGACUGAAAUAUUAAAAAGGCAUUUUUUGUAUGAAUUGGAAAUUUCCACAUUAUAUAUGCAGAGAGAUUGGAUAUGGAGCAGUGAGAGAAGCUUGUGGUCUUAUUUUGAUACUAAAACUAAUACUUCCAGUCUUUUCUCUUAACUUUUUGUUGGCAGAUUUUUCUUCCAAUAUAUGAAUGUGAAAAAAACUACUUAAUCGAUUAGUUCACUAAAUAAUGCAAAGUUUCUGUUAGUUUAUGCACCCCCAGGCCAUCCAAGAUGUUGAUGACAGUUUCUCCAGUACAACAGUAAGGAAGGAACCGUUUUCUGCCUAAACUGUGGUUCUUGGUCAGUCAAAGUCCUCAAAGAGUGAAAAUAGCAGAUACAGGCAACAAAAGAGUACUUAAAGAAAGAGUUCACCCAAAAAUGAAAAUUCUGUCUUCAGUUACUCACCCUUCAUUCUGUGUAAAUGUACAGAUAUUUGGAAGAUAUUUGGAAGAAUGCUUGUAACCAAAACAGUUCUUGGACCCUAUUGACGUAGUAGGAAAAAUUACUUUAUAAAUGUCUUUGUUCUUUUGAACACAAAAGAAGAUAUUUUGAAGAAUAUAGGAAAGCAAACAGUUCUGGGGCACUUUUGACUCCAUUGUAUUUUUCCUAUAGUCAAUGGUGACCAAGAACUGUUUGGUUACAAGCAUUCUACCAAAUAUCUUUCUCUGUGUUCAACAGAACAAAGAAAUGUAUACAGAUCUGGAACAACUCAAGUGGUGAGUAAAUGGAAUGGACAGAAAUUUUAUUUUUGAGUCGACUGUUAUUUUAAUGUGGCUUCUGAUGAUAUUUUGAGGUUUUAUGAAGCAAAAUGUUUGGCCUUGGCGAGAAACUGAAUGUUAUGUACAACAUAUUACUAGCAAUCUGCAGCCUCUGCCAGUCAUCCCUACCCCAUCUGAAACUUCAGGUGAAUCCAAUUGGUAACCCUGGAGUGAGAUGGGCAAUUGUAUCUCACAAUAUAGUUGUUUGGAACACUGGUGAAAUGAGUAGUAAAAAAUGUCCCUUUCUCUUUAUCUGAGACAACCCUUUGUGUGGUGUCUUCCCGCAGUGCCUUUCAAGAACACAAAACCUGAAUAUGCCUUUUCUGACUGAUGCUUAAUGGAUUCAUAUAGAUUACUGUUAAUGUUGUAAAUGUUUUAAUGUUUCUUUCACAGACCAAUUGUUAUGCUUCAUAAGACCUCAAUAUAUCAUUAAGAUAUCUUUGACUCCAAUAGACCUUUGCUUAUUAUGAAUUAUGAAUGACCACAGUUUUAGCUCAAAAUAAUCAUCACCUGUUAUGUACCUCCUGGAUGGCAUGGGUAAGUAAAUGAACAGCAAAUUGUCAUUUGUGAACUAACAGUUUAAUUUAGAAACUUUCUGAGAUGUUUUCCUUUUAUUGUGUGCAUAUUUAGAACAAGAUGACUUGCUUGAUUGUUACUUCUUACAGUCAUGUUCUGCUCUUGUAGAUUUCUACAAUUUCAUGUAAUAAGCGUUUGUGGCAUAAUGUUGAUUACCAUAGAGAAUAAUUGUGUAUAUUUACCUCACUAAUAAAUGAGAGUCUCACUACAGUUAGCAGACCAAUGUGGAAGUCAGCAGUAUGCCAUUAAUGCUGUUUGUAGUGAAUCUGAAAUAUUCCUUUGAGGCGUUUCCAACAACAAAAUUACAUUUUGUAUAAUAUUGAACAUAAUGACAGCAGUGAAUGACAGUCACAGUCAGCUCAGGGAAACCUUGAAAUGUAAUAGUGGGCAACAUCUGGAAGAUUUUUGACUUAGAUGGGUCACAUUAAAAUGGCCUUUAUUUUUUCCUACUGAACUGAUCAAACAUGUCAGCCUUAAUAAACCUGUUGCAUUCAGAUGCUUUUUAUUCUAACAUGUUGGAAAUGAUAAAAGCCCGGUCUUUCACCUUGGCAUUUAAAAUCAGUUUUUUACAAAAAUCUUCAUAUAAACUUGAGAUAUAAUAAAUACAGUUCUGAGUUAUUGAUUAUUAAUUAUUAUUUUGAAAAUUCUGAAUGUAUUCUUGGUAGCACUUUUUUGCAUUUACAUGCUUAUAUGCUUUUUUGUUAUGAUGUUUGUCUUCCAUGCAUAAUGCUUCUGUG
Triplophysa rosa is the source of this 6314-nucleotide messenger RNA. RefSeq names its product kelch-like family member 26 (gene klhl26). Lineage: Eukaryota; Metazoa; Chordata; Actinopteri; Cypriniformes; Nemacheilidae. The transcript has 4 exons. Gene Ontology annotation, molecular function: protein binding. The coding region runs from base 378 to 2189 and encodes 603 amino acids. The record is from RefSeq and is a predicted model, not a curated record.